CCCCGAUUCCAGUCUUUCGCAAGCAGUUAUGGGAAGCUUUGUAUUCAAAUGGUAUAUGCCGCCUCCUCUGCUUAACACCCCUAGGUUUAGCCAUGAGCGCCAUUCUCCAGACUCUGCGCGCGCACAGCGCAGAGUCGUCGUAGGCGCCUUGCGCGCUCAAUGCGCCUCUACCUCGAAUUUCGUCGCCGCCCAUGCUAACAGCUGUCGCAAUUAGGGACCAUCCCGCCUCCGAGGUGUAUGUUACCGGCACCUUCGACGACUGGUCGAAGAGCGAGAAGCUCGUUAAAUCCGGGGAUUCUUUCGUGAAGGAUGUGACUCUCCCGAGUGCGGAAGAGAAGAUCUACUACAAGUUCGUCGUCGACGGCAAUUGGGUUACCGACCACACAGCUCCCCAGGAGAACGACGCCUCGGGCAAUCUAAACAACGUCCUUACCCCAGACCAAAUCGCGAAGCACACUCCUGAAACAGCUGGGAUCAUGUCAUCGGUCGCCCCAACGUCAACAACCGCUGAAUUGGCGAAGGAUGUGCCCCUGGAACACCCCAGCUCGUCCGAUGUACCAGGCGCAUUUCCCGAGACCCCUGCUGCUGUCGAGACGGAGGAGUUCUCUGUGAAUCCUCUGCCAGCAGCAGAGGGCGCUGUCAACCCCAUAAAGCUUGAGCCAGGAGAGAAGGUCCCCGACUCGAGCACCUUUACCUCCAACACUGUCGAGUCGGGCGUCCACGAUGAUCCCGAGCUUGUGGCUGCUGACAAGGCGAAGAGUGAGUCUGAGCCUACCUUCGGCGUAGCUCCUCUUCCUGCUUUCGAUGGUGGCGUCAACCCUGUGAAGGUUGCUCCAGGGGAGAAGAUUCCUGACUCGAGCACGCUUACUACUAACACGGUUGCAUCGGGCGUCUAUGAUGACCCCGAGCUUGUGGCUGCUGAUAAAGCGAAGGGUGAGUCUGAGCCGACUUUCAGCGUAGCCCCUCUUCCAGCUUUUCCUGGUGGCGUCAACCCCGUGAAAGUUGCUCCCGGGGAGCAGAUUCCCGAAUCGAGCACUCUGACAGGGAACACAAUCGAUUCCAGUGUUCGCACCGAUAAAGAAUCAUAUGAGAAUAGUGGUGCUUUAGGAAAUGCUCCCGUACUUCCUCCGGUUGUCACCCCUCAAACUGAGCGGGACCAAAAUGGCACCGGAAUUCUCGAUUUGCCACCUGUUUCAAGCAAUCUCAUCCCGGAAUCAAGCUUACCAAUUGGAGCUACAGGAGCUGGAUCGUAUGAUGCAAGCCCGACUAUCCAGUCUGCUGGUCCUCAGAGCACUACUGCGCAGCUUGCAGCAGCAGUACCUCUCGAGUCUUCGAAGGUGCCAGAAAUUGUGAAGGAGAGCCAAGAAGAGGCAGGCGUGGGUGCAGAGGCUAGUGCCGUCUCGGAGGAGGUCAAGGAGAAGAGUGCUGUUGAGAAAGAACUUCUUAGUGAGGUUCCCGUGGCGCCAUCCACCUCCGAGGGCACGGGUGGAAAGGAAACCGGCGACAAGUCGGAGAAGGAGGUUACCGCAGGUGAGGCGGCAGCCGGUGGUGGAGGAGCAGCUGUCGCUGUUGGGGGUGCUGAAUCAGUAAUAUCCAAGCUUCCAGAGACUGUGCAGAACUCCAUCAACGACAUCAAUACCAAGUCGGAUAUGGGAACAGCUGUCGAGACACCGGCUGCCGAAGACACACCAGAAAUCGUCAAGGAAUCUAUCGCAGAGUCCGGCCAGGAGCCAGAAGCUGCUGCGAACGAAGAAGCUGUGUUGGAGAAGAAAGCUGUCGAAAAGGAAUUAUUGUCCGAGGUUAAACCGGAGACUGCCGUCGGCGAGUCUGCACCAAAGCCCACUGAGGCACCAACGGUUGCUGAGGCACCAAAGGUUGCUGAGGCUGCAAAGGUCUCUGAAGCGCCAAAGGUCUCUGAGGCGCCAAAGGCCUCGGAGGCUCCAGAGGUCUCCGAGCCUCCAGCAGCUGCAGCAGCUGCAGCAGCUCCAGCAACUCCGUCGAAGCCCAUCGAAUCACCCGAAGUAUCCCCCGGCACGGCGCCUGCUUCGCACACUGAAACGCAAACUGCUCCUACGGUCACCACCGGGGUGGCCGCCGCUACUACCGAGAAGACCAGCACCGCAGCACCCAGCACUGAGGCAACCAGCACACCAGCAAAAUCAAGCACCACUGCUCCAAGUAGCCAGGCAGAAGAUAGUCCAGUCAGUCCUGCAGUAGUUGACAAGAAGAAGAAACGCACUAGCAUCUUUGGAAGACUAAAGGCGAAGUUCUCGGACAAGAAAAAGGACUAGAUUAGAUCAUGGUGUAUUGGCUUUAGCGAUGGAGAGGAGGAUGAUGAUGAACACAGUAAUGCCGUGGCCGAUCGGGAGUCCGGUUUCUCCG
Amorphotheca resinae ATCC 22711 is the source of this 2382-nucleotide messenger RNA. Its product is annotated as carbohydrate-binding module family 48 protein. The record is from RefSeq and is a predicted model, not a curated record. The transcript is spliced from 2 exons. The coding region runs from base 192 to 2291 and encodes 699 amino acids. NCBI's taxonomy places the organism in Eukaryota, Fungi, Ascomycota, Leotiomycetes, Helotiales, Amorphothecaceae.